Cyprinus carpio (common carp) is the source of this 8018-nucleotide messenger RNA. Its product is annotated as anoctamin-8-like. Gene Ontology annotation, cellular component: plasma membrane. Gene Ontology annotation, molecular function: chloride channel activity. The record is from RefSeq and is a predicted model, not a curated record. Gene Ontology annotation, biological process: chloride transmembrane transport. Lineage: Eukaryota; Metazoa; Chordata; Actinopteri; Cypriniformes; Cyprinidae.
AUGAGUGUGAGUAGACUAUAUCUGGAUCUGAGUGUUUGAGAGCAGACAGAGAGAGAGGCGGUGUGUUUCUUCUCCUCUUUGUCCCUCCUCCACCAUAGUACUCCUCCUCGCGCCGCAGUUGGUCUCUUCUCGCAUCCCGUCGCGAACAGGAUGACUCACAACAACCUUCACUUCACCCUCACCUUCAUUUAACCCAGCCAGUGUGUAUCCACACACACACACUUGCCCCAUUUCUACAUCCAUUCCCUGCUGAAACGGCGGCAGCAUGAUGUCCGACACGGCGGCGGCGGCCGCUGCUGCAUCAUCGGCGAGCAACAUCAGCAGCAGCAGCAGCGACAGCGAGAGCUCGCGACACAGACACCGAGCGCAGGGAGACGCGGAGCGGCCAGAGCAGCAGCAGCACAGCGCUGCCCCUCAGCCCACAUCAGCGGGCGUUUUGGAUAAAUUAUUUGGGAAGCGGCUGCUGCAGGCCGGGAGACACAUCAUGUCCCAUAAAUCCUGGAUGAAGACGGUGCCCACAGAGAACUGUGAUGUCCUUAUGACGUUUCCAGACACCACAGAUGACCACACGCUGCUCUGGCUUCUGAACCACAUACGGCUCGGCAUCCCAGAGCUCAUUAUCCAGAUCCGACAUCACAAACACACCAGGAUGUACGCCUUCUUCGUCACGGCCACAUACGAAAAUCUUUUACGAGGGGCUGAAGAGAUGGGACUGCAGAAAGCUGUGAAGCCGGAGUUUGGUGGCGGCUCUCGCAGUUUCUCCUGUGAGGAAGAUUACAUCUACGAGAACAUUGAGAGUGAACUCUGUUUCUUCACCUCACAGGAACGUCAAAGUAUAAUCAAAUACUGGCUGGACAAUCUCAGAGCUAAACAUGGGGAGGCCCUUCACAACAUCCACUUCCUGGAAGGGCAGCCAAUCAUUGCUGAGCUGAGGGCGCGAGGUGUGAUCCAGCAAGUCUUCCCGCUUCAUGAGCAGAGGAUUCUGGGACAGCUGAUGAAGUCGUGGGUGCAGGCCGUGUGUGAAAAACAGCCACUGGAUGAUAUUUGUGAUUAUUUUGGAGUGAAGAUUGCCAUGUACUUCGCCUGGCUGGGUUUCUACACAACUUCCAUGUUAUAUCCAGCUGUAAUUGGCUUUGUAUUGUGGAUGCUCACAGAAUCAGAUCAGACCAGCAGGGAUAUCUGUUGUGUGGUGUUUGCUCUCUUUAAUGUGGUGUGGGCCACGUUGUUCUUGGAGCGCUGGAAACGCAGAGGGGCGGAGCUCGCCUAUAAGUGGGGUACACUGGACACCCCAGCUGAGUCACUGGAGGAGCCCAGACCCCAGUACAGGGGUGUAAAGCGGUGCAGCCCAGUGACGGGCUGUGAAGAGUUUUAUUACCCACCGUGGAGGAGGAGAGUGUUCAGAUGGCUGGUCAGCUUUCCUGUCUGUAUAUUAUGCCUUUGCUUUGUAUUUCUGGCCAUGCUUGUCUGCUUUGAGCUUCAGGAAUUUGUGAUGGGAAUUAAGGAGCUUCCACGUGUAGCAAGAUUCAUCCCUAAAAUCAUGUUGGCCAUCACUGUGACGGCGUGCGAUGAGGUGUACAGAAAGAUCGCCUGCUGGCUAAAUGACAUGGAAAACUACAGACUCCAGAGUGCCUAUGAGAAAAAUCUCAUCAUCAAAAUGGUUCUUUUUCAGUUUGUAAAUUCUUAUCUCAGCCUUUUCUAUAUUGGAUUCUACCUCAAAGACAUGGAGCGUCUGAAAGAGAUGCUGGCCACACUGCUGAUUAUCCGGCAGUUUGUGCAGAACAUGAAGGAAGUCCUGCAGCCCUACCUGGCCGAGCGGCACCGACUGGGUGAGCUCACGCUGCGGGCCGUUUGGGAGCUGCUGGUGUCUGCACUGCUCAAGUAUGGGCGGCUUGCAGCAGGACGAGCACAAGUGUCGCCCAGUGACCCCACCGUGCUCGGGUCAGGCCUGCACGGGCCACAGAUGGGUGAUGAGGGACGGGAACGCAAGUGUCUGAAUGGUGGCUGCGGCGUCCCAGAUGAGGAUGUGGAGGAGGAGCCUGGGGAGAGGCACAGUGAAGAAGAUAACGAAUCGGAGAGCCUCAUCGACUGCGGCCUGAAGCUACGGAAGGUCAGUUUCAUUGAGAAGGUGGAGCGUAAGUCCGCAAGCUGCGUCAGCCCGGUGCACGACAGCUUCCUGGAGGAGGGGAGCCCCACCAUGGUGGAGAGGGGCAUGGAUCCUGCCUCGGUUUUCGAGAUGUGUGAUGAUGAUGAUGAAAACGGGGUUGCGGAGAUGAAGGAGCUGACAGCCGAGCCGCUGCCAGCGGGAGUGGAGAACAACACGUCAGUCAGGCUCAGGAAGAGGGGGCGGAGCUUAGAGAGGGCUGACAGUAAGAGAGAUUCGUGGAUGGAUCCUCCUGAGGAGCAAGAAACCACCACGUUAACACAGGCCGAGAUGGAGAGCUGCAUGCAGACAUACCAGGACACUUUCCAGGACUACCAGGAGAUGUUUGUUCAGUUUGGAUAUGUGGUGCUCUUUUCCUCUGCCUUUCCAUUGGCCGCCAUGUGUGCCCUCAUUAACAAUAUCAUUGAGAUCCGGAGCGAUGCGUUUAAACUGUGCACCAGCUUACAGAGACCUUUCAGCCUGAGGGUGGGGAGCAUCGGGCAAUGGCAGACAGUGAUGGAAGCCAUGGGUCUGAUUGCCAUCAUAGUGAACUGCUAUCUGAUUGGUCAGUGUGGGCAGCUACAAAGACUGUUUCCCUGGCUUAGUCCUGAGAUGGCCAUUAUCUCCAUCGUCAUCCUAGAGCACUUUGCAGUUCUACUGAAGUAUAUCAUUCAUGUGGCAAUACCAGACAUCCCCACCUGGGUUGGGGAGGAAAUGGCCAAGCUGGAAUUUCAGCGCAAAGCGGCAUUUAAGAAGCAUGAGCGUCAGGCACAGCAGCAUUUUCAGGAGCAGCAAAGGAGGAAGCGUGAGGAGGAGGAGCGGCAGCGGCAGGCGGAUUAUCAGGCCCGGCGUGAUCGAGACGACGGCCGCUCGGACUCCUCGGGUGGCGACCACCACCACGACAAGAGCCACAGUGGCAAAUCCAGACCAGGGGGUGGGGGGGAUAAACCCAAACGUCCCAGCUCGCUUCUCGGAAACAAUAAUGUCAUGAAACUGAAGCAGAUCAUCCCUCUACAGAACAAGUUUUCUUCUGGAACAGCCCGUUCUCCACAGUCACCCACAAGUAGCGAACCCAAACUACCGGGUUUCCUCAGUUUUAAGUUCCUAAAGUCACCUGAGAACAAAAAGGAGGCAGCGGCGGCUUCCGCUAGUGUGUCGACAGCUCCUCCAGUCCAGGAGAGGGCAGAAAGGUCCCAAUCACCUAACAAGUCCUUCAAUCCUGGGAAACUGUUUAACUUUGGGAAAUCAGAAGGAGGGGCAUGUGUAAAUGGGGCUCAGCCUUCAAAACCAGGGGAUGGGGGACAGGUGCAGGACAAGCCCCCAACAAAGUCAGACCUCAAUGGGGUCCCUGACGAAAUUCCAUCCCCUUGUGGAGAGAAUGGGGAUAAUGGAUCCUCAUCCGAUGCUGAUCCAUCAGGACCUAAGGUGUAACAAAAAAAUGAUUAAAAAAAACAGUGUGAGAAACUACUUAGUAACACUGAGGGCAGGAGAGUAGGAAUGUUUUUGAGGCUGUGCAAGACUUGACCUGGAAGCUGUUAAGUAAAAUAAUGGGGGAUUCACUAAAAGCCCAGGUGUACUUCAUUGUCAAACUGACAAUUUCAUUUUACAACUGAGCGUGCAAGUGUUCUUUAUUGGCGCUGAGCAUAGAUGGAUGUGUUCGGCACAUGCGCCACCUAGUGGACUUCUAUUUUUGGAGUAAUGAAAUCGCUUGCACAUGUACUGUUGUACACACACAAGUCCAAAAAUUGGGCUGCAAGCAGACGGUGUUCACGGCUAAUAAUGAAAAUUGUGUCACGUGGACUGUUCUCAAGCCAGAGCAGAACACGGACUAGGGAAGUUUAUUUUUGGCUUUAGAAUACAUUGGGUCCGCAGAUUAACAUUGUGUAUUUGCAUGUGUUGCGUGCUUCGUUUUAGCACCCAGUUCACUGAAGUGAUCGUAUCAGGUAAUAGUCAGUACCAGAGGUCGACUGAUAAUGCAUUUUACCGAUAACAAUUUAGGUUGGACCGCACUUGCCGAUAACCAUCCACUAGUUUUUAAAAUGGAUACUGAAUGAAAACAAACAUAACACUCCAGCCUGAUCUCACGACAAUUUAUACAUAUUUUAAGAGGUGGCUAAUUCAUACAAAUUCGUACAACCUAACUCUAAAUCGUACGUAUUUUACGAGUUGCACAAAAAUUUGUACGAAUGACCUAUACCUAAACCCACCCCUAAACCUACUAGACAAAUCAAGUGAGGUCAUACGAAUUCGUACGAAUUAACCACCUCAUAAAAUACUUAUGAAUUAGUCAUGAGAUGACAGCGUUGAACACUCCAAUAAAAUAGUGCAGACCUUUCUAACAGAAAAAAACACAGUACUGAACCAUGAAAAUAUACUGUACUUUUUAAAUUAUAUAUAAAACAACGACUUGGGUCAAAUAUAAUCUAAUUUAAUGGAAAAUCCCUUUUAUAAUUUGGAUUUAAAUGUUAUGUUUAUAUGUUUCUGUCAGCUGCAUGAACAUCAAUUUGAUUUCUUACGUCACUAGCUUUAAAUAUGCAACUUUGCUGAUAAACAAAUGCAUAAAAGUGACCAGCUGGAGAUAAACUAAUAGAAAUCGUGACAUUAAACAUUUGGGUCGGACAUUUCGUCACCAAAAUAGGAAGCGCGUGCUGUAUACGCACAAUCCAAUUUUUGUAAUCAUGCGUACAAUGGCCAUGGUUUCACAGAAAAUGAAACUGAAGAGACAGAACAACAACAACAACAAAAUAUGAAGUGUACAACAACAACAACAGACACCCGCAUUGACAAGCGCUUGUGUGAGAGGGUUAUGACAAAACCCUGAAAAACUAUGGAUUUAUGCCAGUAACUAAUUAUUCCAGCAAUCGUUUAUCUAUGCCGAUUAAUCGGUAAAACCAAUCAAUCAGUUGGCCUCUAGGGUGCUUGCACCUUAUUUCCAGACAAACGCUGACAGAUAGCAAGCGGUAAAAUGUUUUACUUUUUAAAAAUGACAAAAAAAAUUGCUUGCUGCUGGAAAAUGUACACAAACAUCCAUUUUAAAUACAAAUCCGUUUUCCGAAAGUGCUAAUCUAGCACGUUUUAUAAUGCACUUCAUUCGCACAGAAAGUAAGAUGACAAGAACGUUGACGUAAUUUAAAUACGCAUGGCGCAGUGCAAUAUCGGCGCAUAUAUAACCUGGUUAAGUUGGAUUGCAGCUGGUAAAUGACGCAUGGUUUCGUGCGGAAACGCUACACGCUAGUGGUGCAACUGUUUAGUGAAUUCGCCCCAUAAUGGUCAGUGCUUUGCUAUAUUUCAGAAGAACUUCAUAGAAAAGACCCCCCUCCACACACACACACUUAUUCACACACACAACUUGCCUUUUCUGCAAUCCAACUAAGAAUACAUGAGCUGCGUUUCUGACCGUUUUUAAAGUGCAAUGUUUAAUUACUAGUCUGAUAAUUGUAAGAUUUUAUUGGGUUGCCGGUAGAAAAACAAACAAACAUGCAAAAUCAUUUACCAAACAUUUUAUACCAGUCACACAGUACUACCCCCAAAAUAUUAUAACAACUAUAAUCUCACAAGCAGCAGUUCCAACUAUGGUUGAUGAAAACUUUUGUAUGCAUUUAAAACAGCUGAUUUAGUACAGCAAUAGCAACUUUACAAGCAAAAACUACUGGUGGUUUAGUAAAUCCAUGCUGUAUAACAGGCUCUGAAUGGCAAUAUUCUCUUAUGAAUUAAUAAGUGAAAAUCAGUAAUGGAAAAAGCAAUUAAACAAACGCAAACACUGUACACAAAGGCAGCAGGAGGGGCUGGAUAGAUACCUGUGAGGAAAAUUGCCACCAAUAUCCUUAUCAUGGCUCUGAAACUUCAAGCUGAUAUAUUACCUAUAGUGCAGACUUUAACCCUUCGUAACUUCAUCACAUCAGAUUGGAAACUACCCUAAACUUAGCAAGAUACUGUUGAAACCGCAGGAAGACAGAUGUACAGACAUUUCAUACACCUCCAGUCAAACAUUUGGACGUACUGAAAAACUUUUUCAUUAAAAGGCUUCUGCUUAAAUACUUCAAAUAAGUUUUGCAGACAUUUAUUAUUAUUAUUAUUAUUAUUAUUUAUAUAAACAUUUUAAUAAAAAAAUGAAAAAGCUGACUUUGAAGGAGCUUAAAUAUAAGAUAGCUCUGUUAACAUUUAUGGUCACUACAUAAAUCAUAUACAUUAUUAUAUAUAUGAAUUAUACAUAUAGUUCAGAUAUUUCCAGUUGUAUUUUUUCAUAUUAGUCACAUUUUUCAAAUGUGUUUCCAAACUGUUGAUUAAUAAUUAUAAUUAUGAUAAUGAUUUGAUAGUUAAACAUUAAUGAGUCAUUAUCCUGCAAGCCAAUGUAAACGGCCUCAUUACAUAUGAAAAUGCUGUAUUUUAUUUUUAUUAAUACACUACUGAAAUAAUCCAGUCACUACUAUUAAUCUACUUGUUGCCAACUUUAAUUUAUUCAUGCCUACCUAAUACCUAUGUUUUGUUUUUUGUUUUUUUAUUGAAGCAAAAGUAAUAUUUGCCUCCUCUUUGCACAUUAUUUUAGUGUAUGUCAUAUUGUUUUUAGCACGUGCUUGGGUUUGUAAAUGUGAAGGAAGCUGUAAAUGUUUCUCAAACAAGCCGACACUGUCUUUAGAGGCCGUUUUUUGAAUUUGUGUUUUUCAAAGAAAGUUUGUCCUGAGCAACUAAGGGAGGGUCUUAUCUUAACACAAAGUGCUCAGUUGUUGCUAUCAAAACCCAUUUCCAGAGUGUCACACCCUAUAAAGGGUUUCUAUGAAGCAGUCGAAUCUGUGUAAAGCUGUUUAUAUUCCAGUGUAAGGUCAUGAAGAAACAAGAGGUGCCUCGAGUAAUGGAAUAUUACAUUUUUACUUUUAGGUUUCAUAGAAAACAAAACAAACUAUGCAUUUAGUUCUUUAUUUGGUUGACAUGAUUUGCUGAACAGAAGUUGUUGCAAUAAUAUUUUGGCCUGAAUGGUAAUUUGAAUCUGUUUUAUGUUCUGAAUUUGAUUAGUACAUGUUUAUCAAGCUAUUAAUUAUGGUUAUAGGUCAGUUUACAGUUUUUUUUUUUGUUUGUUUGUUUUCAUUUCAUUGACAAAUUCAUGCAUUACUACAACAACCAACAACAAUAUACUUCCUUUGCCUCUUAAAUAUUUUUGAACCAAAUAUGAAUUAGUUUUCUCAAAACAAUUGAAACUAAAUAUUAUUAUAUUCUUAUAUCCAAUAUGCAUUGCAUUGCAUAUGCAAAAACUGGAUUUGAUUAUAACAUUGCAUAUAGUUUUUGUUUUGUGAAAUGGUUGGAUAUGUUACAUUUUUUACAGUAUUAAAAAGAGUAAAACACAUCGUUUUAUUUUUUAUUCAGUUUUUAUUCCCUUAAUAGAGUAACUCUGUAAGGACUGUAAGAAUGUUUUUAAUUAUAGAUGGGUAGGAAAAGUAAAUAAGUGGUGAGGAAUUAGAAGUAGGGGGCAUUUUUUGGUUGAACUGAACUCUGCGAUAUGUUUCAGUAUCAUCCGUCCACAUCAAGGCCACAUCAUCUCAGACCAUCUGCUCUGGCCUAAUAACAUUCAUGUUUCUGUUGUUGUUUAACUGAAUGAUUCGAGUAGUUAAGCUACCGAUAGCUGCACUGGGAUGUUGUCUAAGAACUGCUUUACACUGGGUUUAACUGUGAAAUAUGACGUGAUUGUGAUGAGGGGCCACACAACUCCCUCUGAAGGCAACCUCACAAACCUAUCAUGAGCUCUUCCAAUGUUCCGCUGUAAAACUUUUCUUUAUUAAAAAAAAACAACAACAACGACAACAUUAGGGAAUGGGAAUAUUUAUUUCUUUUAUUUUGUCAUAUUUUUGUAAGAACUGAAAUGGGAUAAUAAACAGAUUUCAAUUUA